UUUUCUUUUUAAAUUUAAGUUUAUUUUUUUGAGAGAGAGAGAAAGAGAGAGAGAGAGAGCAAGUGCAGGAGGGGCAGAGAGAGAAUCCCAAGCAGGCUCCACACUGCACAUAGACUGGUGUGGAACUUGAACUCACCAACCGUGAGUUCAAAUCUCUUGGCUUUUCCUAUGAGAUAAUGUCCAAGAUCCAUAUCAAGACCCAACUAAAAAGUCAUUCCCUCUAUGAUCCAGACACUGCUGCAGCAAGAUUAAGCAAGGAUCAAAACUUUCUCCUGUGACAGGUCAGUAGCAAAGAUAUGUGAUUCUGGCCUGGUGGAUUGUUGCUUACACAUUUUUGGUUAAGCAAACAUGAGUGGACUUUCGAAGAUCUGGAAAUAGCUGGAGGACAGCAUUAAGCUAACUGUAGAGUCAUUUACAGGAUUCCAUGAUAAGCAGCUGGAGCCCCUAGAGGAGAAAAAUAGAAUCAUAGAGCAGAGGUCUUCAGAAUGAGAUCAGUAUACCCCUGGGCAUCCUGGAAGGCUGCCCAAGUGCACUUGCAGUUUUAAGGAAAUGGAUUUCCAUAUUUCAACUACCAUUUUACUUUUCCCUGAAAUUGGUCUGCUUGAGAACAAGCCUGACUACACAAUAGUCCUCCUUCCAUUUUAUAAAAGAAAAAAAACACGUUUCUCACGUCACAAUUCAAACUAGGGCUCAUUGCCCUAGAGCAAAAAAACAUAAACAAAAGCAAAAAAUGUCUUUGUAUCAAAGAGGAUCUAUCAAAAUACUGAUUUCAGGAAAAAGUUUUCACAGAGUCAUCAAGGCAUUUUUGUCCAUUGACAGAUGAAUGGAUAAACAAAAUGUGGUAUAUACUUACAGUAGAAAUAUCCAGUCUUAAAAAGGAAGGCUAGGGGAGCCUCAGUGGCUCAGUCAGUUGAGUGUCUGACUUUGGCUCAGGUCAUGAACUCACCCCUCCUGAGUUCAAGCCCCAUGUCGGGCUUUGCACUGAUAGCCUGACAGCAUGGAGCCUGCUUCAGAUUCUCUGUCUCUCUCUCUCUGCUUCACCCCCUCCUGCACUCUCUCUCAAAAAUAAAUAAACAUUAAAAAAUUGUUUUAAAGUAAAGCUGACAAAUGCUACAGUAUAGAUAAUAUGGAUAAACCCUUGAGGACAUUGUCUUAACUGAAAUAAGCCAGUCACAAAAUGACAAAUACUGUAUCAUUCCACUUACAUGAGUUACCUAAAGGAGCCAGAUUCAUAGAGACAGAAAGUAGAAGGGUGGUUGCAUAGCUAGGGAGAGGGCAGGAAUCAGGAGUUAUUGUUUAAUGGGAAGAGUUUCAAUUUUAUAAGAUGAAGAGUUGGGGAAAUGGAUGGUGGUGAUGAUUGCACAACAAUUUUAAUGUGUUUAAUGUCACUGCAUUGUACACCUAAAAAUAGUUAGGAUGGUUUUUAAAAAAAUCAAUCAAAGCACUCUAAACCCAGGGGGUUCCUGUCUAAUAUUUAUUUAUGCAAAGGGCUUGGCUUUAGAAAUAGAUAUUUGAAAGCCUGUAUGGAGAACUCUGGAAUCACAAUGGCCAAAGCAGCAUGGAUUAUUUAAAAUGUAAGUGUCAUUUUUUUUAAAUGUUAAUUUAUUUAUUUUAGAAAGAGAGAAAGACAGAGAAAACAAGUGGAGGAGGGACAGAGAGAGAGGGAGACACAGAAUCAGAAGCAGCAUCCAGUCCUGAGCUAUUAGUGCACAGCCCAAAGUGAGGCUUGAACUCAUGAACCAUGAGAUCCUGACCUGAACAGAAGUCAGAGGCUUAACCAACUGAGCCACCUAGGCACCCCUAAGUGCCAUUAAAAAGAGAGAGAGAGAGAGAGAGAGAGAGAGAGGAAGGAAGGAAGGAAGGAAGAAAGAAAGAAAGAAAGAAAGAAAGAAAGAAAGAAAGAAAGAAAGAAAGAAAGAAAGUCUAUUUAUUGAGAGAGAGAGAAAUAGCAGAGAAGGGGCAAAGAGAGAGGGAGAGAAUUCCAAGGAGGCUCAGAGCCCACUGCAGGGCUGGAUCUCACAAAGUCUGAGAUCAUGAUCUGAGUGGAAUACUGUAUCCAUCAAGACUCAGAUGCUUAACGGACUGUGCCAUCCAGGCGCAAGUGCCAAUUUUUGAUGGGAUUUGAGAACCAAUGGGUAAAAUUCACGGAUAAGAACUACACAAUUUAAGACUGUGUGAGCUUUCAAAAAGUCAAAUAAAAUGAAAUAUUUAUUCCAAUUGCAGUUCUCAAUUCAUUCCCACCUUGUAAAAGUUAAACAUUUCCUAUUUCUCGUUACUAAAAAAGAACCCUCACUUAAACUUACAUUUAAAAAGUUUCUCAGUCGGGGCGCCUAGGUGGCUCAGCCGGUUAAACGGCUGACUUUGGCUCAGGUCAUGAUAUCACCGUUUGUGAAUUCUGAUCCCUCCCCUUCUCUCUGCCCCUCCCCUGCUGGUUCUCCAUCUCUCUCAAAAAUAAAAUUUAAAAAUUUUAUUAAUAAAAAAAUAAAAAUAAAAAGUUUCUCUGCCAACUUCAAUGUGCAAGAAGGUCUGUAGUUCUCCAAAAUCCUUUGAGGCAGGAAGCGAGCAAAUCCGUCAAACUUUGUUUCAAAGCUCCGGAAAGUGUUUUCUGCUUCCCUCCGCUUUAGCGUGCUUUCCCGCGCAGCCACGUCGCUUGUACUGCCGGGUGAGAAACUUAGCAUCUUUCGCACCACCGUGGGCGGGGCGUAGCUCCCAGGGAACUCCCAGCGUUCACCCAGGGUGCGUGCUCCCCGCCCUGUUUCCUGCGUUCCCGCCAGAUUUUUAAGUUUCAUUUCUCGCUCUGACUGCUGGCUUCUCCUCCCUCGGCCUUUUCGCGAAGCCGAGUCUCCCGGCUUUCGGGGAGCAGAGAGCACCAGCCAUGGAUCACCGGGGCGGAAAGGCCACGAGGACAGCUUCAAAGGCCGCGACCGCUACCUCCAAGAUUUCGGCUCAGGGAGUGAAGGGUCUCCGGGAGGAGCCCAUCGAAUCUCCGUCCGCCCCUGGGGCUACCCGACCCAACUCACGGAAGUGCGGCGCCGUCGGGGCAUCGGGAUCCCUGCAGAGGAGGAGCACCCCCGGCUCCCCAGAGAGACCCCAGGUACGCGCGCGGGGUGCCCGCGCCAAAAAGGCGCUUCUGGACGCUGAGGACGCGGUGGAGGGGCAGGCGGUUCCGGCGGCGAAGCUGGAGCCUCCGGCGGCGGGGCCGCCCCUUUCCAGGGCUAGUUCUCGCCGCAGGGGCAGCGCGCGCGCCGCUGGGGAGCAGAGACCCCCGCCAGAGCCCACGGAGUUUCCCAGCCCUGGCCCGCUAGUUUCAGCUUCGGGGGCGGCUCCCGGCGGCUGGAAUCCCCGGGCGGUGCUAGACAAAUUGAGGCUGAGGCGCCAGGAAAUCUCAUUGGCGGCUGAGACUGUGAACAAGGUUGUGGACCACCUGCUGCGGGGCUUGAAGAGCUGUGAUUCCGAAUUCAAAGACGUCGGGCUGCUGCGCACCGGAAGCUACUACGAGCAUGUGAAGAUUUCUGCUCCUAAUGAAUUUGAUAUUAUGUUCAAACUGGAGGUCUCCAGAAUUCAGCUAGAAGAGUAUCGCAACAGUGGUGCAUAUUACUUUGUGAAGUUCAAAAGAAAUCCUAAAGGAAAUCCUCUGAGUCCGUUUUUAGAAGGGGAAAUAUUAUCAGCUUCUAAGAUGCUGUGGAAGUUUAGGAAAAUCAUUAAGAAAGAAAUUGAAAACAUUGAAGAUGUCAUUGUCCAGAGGAAGAAGAGAGGGAGUCCUGCUGUAACACUUCUUAUUAGAAAACCUAAAGAAAUAUCUGUGGAUAUAACCCUGGCUUUGGAGUUAAACACCAGCUGGCCUGCUAGCACCAAGAAUGGCCUGCCCGUCAAGGACUGGCUUGGAACAAAAGUUAGAAGCAGUCUAAGACAGCAGCCAUUUUACCUGGUCCCCAAGCAUGCAAAGGAAGGAAAUGGUUUUCAAGAAGAAACGUGGCGGCUAUCUUUCUCUCACAUUGAAAAGGACAUUUUGAAAAGUCACGGACAAUCUAAAACAUGCUGUGAAAUUAAUGGGAUGAAGUGUUGCAGGAAAGAUUGUCUAAAACUAAUGAAAUAUCUUUUAGAACAAUUGAAAAUAAAGUUUGAAGACCGAAAGGAACUGGAUAAGUUCUCCUCUUACCAUGUGAAAACUGCCUUCUUUCAUGUAUGUACCCAGGAGUCACAAGACAGUCACUGGCACACUAGAGACCUGGAGCUCUGUUUUGAUAACUGUGUGGCAUACUUUCUUCAGUGCCUCAAGAUAGAACAUCUUGAGCAUUAUUUUAUUCCUGGAUUCAAUCUAUUCUCUCGGGACCAAAUUGACAAAAUAAGUAAAGAAUUUCUAUCACAGGAAAUUGAAUAUGAGAGAAACAAUGGAUUUCCAGUUUUUCAUAAACUUUGAAAUUAUAUUUUUAAAAAGAGUCAAGAAUUAGAGUGACUUUAUAAUAUUGCAGUGUUUGAAAUUUGUCACAUUAAUGAUUAACUAAAAUGAAUGUAAAUCAUUUAACUCUUUUGUCUUAAUGAACUAGAAUCAGUAUAAACAGUUUGAUUAUCCUAGGAAAGAGAUUAGUCAAGGAAUAAAGAAGCAAAAGGAGUAUUUACAAUAUAAAAGCUUUACUAGACUGGAAUGAAAAGGACAAAAUACUUAUCACCUGAAUUAAAUUCAUCAAGCACUUAGUAAACACCACUUCUCACCUGGCACAAAUGUGUAGAAAUUUGCAAGAGACGUUAGAAAUGAUCACUGCCUCCAUAAAAAUGGCAGACUUUGUUCAAUGCUCAAACAUAUUUGGAAGCAAUGUCUUGUCACAUAUGCCAGAAUCAGUAAGAAGGAAAUGAAAAGUCUACAUCAUCUCUACAUGUCUCAGGAAAUCCAAGUCAUAGAAAAAUAUAGAAUAAUGCACAUGGAUAAAUAUAAAACAUACAACUUACUUUUAUUAUAUUUAGUAACACUUUUAUAUAUAUUUCUGAAAAGGCAAUACAUGCAUAUGGUACAACACUCAAAGAAACAGGUACUUCCAUACCUGCUAUUUCCAAAUGUUACCCUUUCUCCUCUGUGCUCAGGCAGCAUUCAACUUAGAAGCAGCUGCUGUUUGUUAACUUUUUCCCAUUCAUACAUUUUGCACAUUUUCUUAUUGGCUAUUUUACUGUUUUCUCAUUUUUUGUAGUUCUUUAUAUAUUUUGGAUACUUACGCUUUGUUGGUUGUCUGUGUAACAAAUAACUUCUCUCAUGUCUUUACCAUUUUUGGUGUUUUAGUAAACAAGGUUUUAAAAUUUUAAUGUA
This is a messenger RNA of Leopardus geoffroyi (Geoffroy's cat), 5299 nucleotides long. It is a transcript of the gene CGAS, whose product is annotated as cyclic GMP-AMP synthase. NCBI's taxonomy places the organism in Eukaryota, Metazoa, Chordata, Mammalia, Carnivora, Felidae. The transcript has 5 exons. Bases 2876 to 4420 code for a protein of 514 amino acids. Gene Ontology annotation, molecular function: chromatin binding; double-stranded DNA binding; 2',3'-cyclic GMP-AMP synthase activity. Gene Ontology annotation, cellular component: site of double-strand break; nucleus; cytosol. The record is from RefSeq and is a predicted model, not a curated record. Gene Ontology annotation, biological process: positive regulation of defense response to virus by host; paracrine signaling; cellular response to exogenous dsRNA.